Molecule: messenger RNA, 3311 nt
Organism: Lucilia sericata (common green bottle fly)
Lineage: Eukaryota; Metazoa; Arthropoda; Insecta; Diptera; Calliphoridae
Product: GATA zinc finger domain-containing protein 14-like
Exons: 2
Coding region: 1019-2887 (622 amino acids)
Source: RefSeq, a predicted model, not a curated record
GUUCAACUGUUCAAAACGUUCGACGGUAAUAGAAGUGAUUGAAAAAAAAGUUUUCUAUAAAAAGAAAAUUAAUUUGAAGAAAACAAAAAAAAAAGAAUUAAUAAAAUCAAUGAAUCUUUGUGUUGACCACUACGCUCUCUUGUUGGAUUUGUUUUGUUUAUAUUACGUUUCGCUCUCCAAACAUUCUAUCAUUGGCAUUUAUUGCAGCCACAAGAUGCAAAAGAAGAAUGUUUUGCUUAAUUUUUGAUUGAGUUCAAAACAAAUUGUUAAAGAUUUAAAAAAAUUAAAGAAUUUUUGUGUGAAAAAAAGAGGAAACUAAAGGUUAAUUGAAAAUAUUGUAAUUUACACCUUUUUUCUUUUUUGUUUUUGGUGGCUUGUUGUUAGUGGGUUUUUUUGUGAAUGAACUUGAAUUUUAAAUGCGCGCGCGUUACAAUUUUUUUUUUGGUGAAUUUAAAUUGAAUUUGUUAAUAAACAAAGUGUUUAGAAUUUGUUUUUGUUUUUAAGAAAAUUAAGCAAUAUAGAGGAAAUCUUUUGCCAUUUUAAGAAAAAGUUGUUUUUUUAAAGAAACUUCAAAUUACAAAAAAAAAAAGUGUGUUGGCUGUUAAGUUAAACGUAAGACGUCGGCGUUUUGUUAGGCUUAACGCUCAAGUGUGUAAAUUUUAAAUAGAGGUGUGCUUUUGCCAUUUGGCAAUUGUUGUUUAUUUAGUGGUUUUGGUUUUGUUGUUAUAACCAGUGACAGAGCUGUCAGCUAGAGUGUGUCACCUAAAGUGUUUUUCUUUGGAUUAGUGACAAAUUGUCGUUCAAAAAGUUUAAAAAUAACAACAACAAAAUUUUAGAAAAAUAAAGCAAAAACAACAACAAGUGUUCAAUUAUAAAUAAAUAAUAAAUUUUAACAAAAAAAUUACCACAAAUUUUAAAGAAAAAAAAUUUUAACAAAAUUUUAAAAAAUAAAAAAAAAAUAGUUUUUAAAUUAAGAAAAAAUUAAACACACAACGAAUAGAAUUUAACUAACAACAACAUGAUUUCCACACAUGUCAACAACAACAACAACACAUGGUCUUUAAAUGGCCCCCAUAUUGCUGAAGAUCACAUGCCACGCCGAAGGAAAAGGCAUUUUAGCAAAAUGAGUUUAAUGCUAAUGAUAUUUAUAAGCUGCUGUUCAAUACUGAUCUUAAGUCCUCUAGUUCAAGCCAAAGAAUCGAACAAGAACAAUGCCACCGCCAACAAAGGUGAGACCAUGCUAAGCACUGAUCAGCACCAAGGCAAUAACUGGGCAGGAAUAGUUGAAAUAAAAGAUAAAAACACUUUCAAAAGACUCAAGUCAACAGAUUUUAACGAUGAUGAUGAUGAUGAGGUUGAGGACACACAGGAGGAGGAGGAGGAGGGUGAAGAAGAGGAACAUUCUAGUGAAGUCAUAGAAAUGAUACAGCCAGCACAUAACUUAAGACACCAGGAACACUACAAACAACGCAUACUAAUGGCGGAAAAAGAUUUUCAACUGAAACAGCAAAAGCAACAAAAAAAAGAAAAUGCUCAUGAAGAUGAUAAUGAUGAUGAAGAAGACUAUGAUGGUGACGAUGAGGCCAUAGAACAAGAACGAGAAUUAUCUUUACACAAUAGAAAUUUAAGAUACCAACAAAUCCAGUUAGCUUUAAGGGAACCCAUGACUUCUUCUACAACAACACCACCACCCCACCAUCAUCGUCGUCAUGAACAUCAUUUGGCUAAACAACGCUUGGCAAAACAAGCGAUAUACAAUACAUGGCCACCACAACAACAUCAUUUAAGACAUCAACACCAUCAUCAUCUUACGCAAGACUCUCAACAUCAUAAUCAGCAACAACAGCAACAACAACAAUCACAAUUGCAUCACAAUUUAAAAGCUCAAAUGAGAAAGCAAAAUCUUACCCACAACAACAAACCUUUAUAUCAACGUUAUUUUGAUCGUGAAAGUUCUUAUAUGAAUCCUCCUUCAUCUAGACUAAUGACAACCGAAGGACCACAACAACAACAACAACCACAUUUAAGACACACUGGACGAAUCAAUAAAUAUUGGAAAACCAUAACAUAUACAAACAAUCCUCAUAAUCAUUUAUACAAUGAUGAGGCGGAGGCCACCAAUAACCAAGCAAAGGAAGAUAAAGAAGACAUUAAACGAAUUUCAUUGUCAUUAGAUGAACAUGAGGAAAAUGAAAAUGACAAUGAAAACGAAAAGGCCAAUAAAAACAAAGAACCACAAAUAUUAGAUGAGACAGCUAAAUAUGAAGACGCUGACAUUGAGGAUGUCAAUAACAAUGAUAAUGUUGACACUGAUGCUGCUACUACAUCAGAGGAAGAUGAUUAUUCCUAUGAUGAUGAUGAUGAUGACAAGGAAAUCAAUAAAUCUCCCAAAUAUCCCACCAUACAAGCCAAUGAUAAAACCAAUGUUAAACGUUAUACAAAUCCCUUAAGACCUCUAUAUAAACCAAACUCCUAUGCAUCUUAUAACUAUCGCCCGAAUCAAUACAAUUAUCAUUUAAGACAUGCCCCACAAAUAAUGAAAGCCUCCAAUAAUAAUAAUAACAAUAAUGGUGAAGACUAUGAUGACACCGUUAACUAUGAGGAUGACAUUACAUCGGACGAAUCAACAACGUCUAAUGACGAUGAUGAUGAUGAUAAGUUUUCCGAUGAGAAAUGGAAUAAAAUUGAACAUGAACAUUAUCGCAAACAAUUGCAACAUCAACGUGCUAUGCAGGCAUUACGUUCACGUCGACCAUCACCCAAUGAUAAUACUCCACAUACAUCGGCCUCCAACAUCAAUAAUAAUAACAAAUAUUCUUCUUAUUCUCCGGCUGCUGCUGCUGCUGCCUGGACAAAGCGUCAAACUAUGAAUGAUGUAAGAUUUUAAUGAGAUUUUAUAAUGGAAUUUUUUACGGUAACAAACAGACAUUUUUCAUACAUUUAUCAUAUAGACGGUUUAUAUGUAAAUAAGUAUGAAAUUUACAUUAAUUUCAUAUAUCAUAAAAAAAUUUAAAAUUUAAACAACAACAUCAAUAAUAACAAUUGAACAGCAAUAUUUGAAUGUGAGUUUAAAAAAAGUUCUGAAAUUUCAAGAAUUUUUAUUUUGAUUAAUUAUCGAAUUGUGUGUAAAUAUGAAAAAAAAAGAAAGAACACAAAAACAAUAUGAAUAAUAAUAAUUUAAAUAGGAAUUUAUCUUGGCAUUUCCCCUUCUCCAAACAAAAAAAAACAACUCUUUCUUUUUCAAAAGUAAUUAAUCAUUGGCGUUCUGGAAAAUGAGAAAUAAAGAAAAGAAUUGAAAAACAAAACAACAA